Cygnus atratus (black swan) is the source of this 1671-nucleotide messenger RNA. It is a transcript of the gene ZIC5, whose product is annotated as Zic family member 5. Gene Ontology annotation, molecular function: DNA-binding transcription factor activity, RNA polymerase II-specific; RNA polymerase II cis-regulatory region sequence-specific DNA binding. The transcript has 2 exons. Gene Ontology annotation, cellular component: nucleus. Gene Ontology annotation, biological process: regulation of transcription by RNA polymerase II; central nervous system development. The coding region runs from base 1 to 1671 and encodes 556 amino acids. NCBI's taxonomy places the organism in Eukaryota, Metazoa, Chordata, Aves, Anseriformes, Anatidae. The record is from RefSeq and is a predicted model, not a curated record.
AUGUUUCCGAAGGCGGGCAGAGGGAAAAAAAUAGCGGCGGGCAGCGUAGAUGGGCCCGGCGGUGUCGGUAUGGAGCCCCCCUUGAGCAAGAGGAGCCCGGCCCUGAGGCUGGCGGAUUUGGCAGCGGCUCAGCCCCACCCGCACCAGCACAUGACAGGCUUCCCGGGGCUGGGGACCCACCACGGCCACCCCCACCACGCGGCCCACCUCCACCCGGGGGACGCGGGCGGCGACCCCGGCGGCGCCCUCCCUCCGCUGGGCCCCGAGCACAUGGCGCAGCCCGCCGCCGCCCUCAAGCUCGCCCCCGAGGCGCUCACCGCCGCCGCCGCCGCCGCCGCCGCCGCCUUCUCCGCGCCCUCCGCCGCCGCCGCCGCCGCCGCCGCCGCCGCCGCCGCCUCCGCCGCCGUCUACGCGCCGCCCGCCGCCGCCCUGCCGGGCUACCCGUCGGGGGGCGCCUCGGCCCGGGACUUCCUCCUGCGCCGGGACCCCCAGGCCUCCGCGCAGGGGGCCGCGGGCGAGCAGCACCCGCCCGCCGGCUCCCCUCACCUCCCACCGCCCCACGGCGUGUUCGUGCCGCCGGCCGCCGGCGCCUACGGCUCCCCCGACGGCGCGCACGCCGCCGCCGCCUUCCCCCCGCCGCCGCCGCCGCCGCCGCCGCCGGCCGGCGAGCGGCAGCCGCCGCUGAACGGGCAGCUGCGCCUGGGGCUGGCGGCCGGCGAGCUGUACGGCCGCGCCGAGGCGCACUACGGGGCCGCCGCCGCCGCCUCGGCGCUGCAGGGCUACGGCCCCGUCGGGCUGGGGCUGGCGGCGGCGGGCCACGGGCAGCCGCCCCCUCCCCACGGCCCCCACGGGCAGCCGCACGUCGGGGCGGCGGCCGGAGCCUUCCUGCGCUACAUGCGGCAGCCCAUCAAGCAGGAGCUGAUCUGCAAGUGGAUCGAGCGGGAGGUGCCGGCGGGGGGCAGGAAGCCCUGCUCCAAAACUUUCGGCACCAUGCAGGAGCUGGUGAGCCAUGUCACCGUGGAGCACGUCGGCGGGCCCGAGCAGAGCAGCCACGUGUGCUACUGGGAGGAGUGUCCCCGCGAAGGCAAGCCCUUCAAAGCGAAAUACAAACUCAUCAACCACAUCCGAGUGCACACGGGAGAGAAGCCCUUCCCCUGCCCCUUCCCCGGCUGCGGGAAGGUCUUCGCCCGCUCCGAAAACCUCAAGAUCCACAAGCGGACUCACACAGGGGAGAAGCCCUUCAAGUGCGAGUUCGACGGCUGCGACAGGAAGUUCGCCAACAGCAGCGACCGAAAGAAGCACUCCCACGUCCACACCAGCGACAAGCCCUACUACUGCAAGAUCCGGGGCUGCGACAAGUCCUACACCCACCCCAGCUCCCUGCGCAAGCACAUGAAGAUCCACUGCAAGUCCCCGCCGCCCUCCCCGCCGCCCCCGGGCUGCUACGCGGCCGCCGGGCCCCCCGACGGGCCGCUGCCCCCCGAGGCCGACCCCGCGGCAGAGCCGCCCCGUGUCCCCUUGUCCCCGCCGGUCACCAACCUCAGCGAGUGGUACGUCUGCCAGGCCGGCGGGGCCCCCCGACGGCCGCGCACCCCCUCCAGCCGCGCCGCCUCGCCGGCCUCCGAGGGGGACGAGCCCCACAGGACCUCGGGGGGCAGAGCCGCCCCCUAG